Messenger RNA from Aphanomyces invadans, 2197 nucleotides. RefSeq lists its product as hypothetical. Gene Ontology annotation, molecular function: protein binding; mannosyltransferase activity. The coding region runs from base 15 to 1733 and encodes 572 amino acids. The transcript has 5 exons. Gene Ontology annotation, cellular component: endoplasmic reticulum. NCBI's taxonomy places the organism in Eukaryota, Oomycota, Saprolegniomycetes, Saprolegniales, Verrucalvaceae. The record is from RefSeq and is a predicted model, not a curated record. Gene Ontology annotation, biological process: protein O-linked glycosylation via mannose; endoplasmic reticulum unfolded protein response.
CCGGGUUGAAUCGCAUGUCCAGAUCCCUUUGCCACGUGACGAUGCUGCGUGAUUCGGUCGUCGUGGCGGCAUGGACGUGCUUGGUGGCGGCGUACUACGCGUCCCCGUUCGUGCGAGGGCCGUGGGAGUUCAUCGGAGCCUGGGAUGACUCGAUCAAUUUCGUCGACAAUGCCUUGAUCCAGCACCCGCUGUCGUUGGCGUCGGUCGGGACCAUGUUCCAGACUGUCAAAAUCAACGUGUACGAGCCGCUCGCGUGGCUGCUCAAGGCGCUGGUACACUCUGCGUUCGGCAUGGACUCGUACGCAGUUCGCGUUGCAACGCUGGGCAUCCAUCUUGUGAACGCCACGGUGCUGUACGCGACGGCGGCGCGCCUGCUGCGAAUGCUCCACCGACCCGCUCCCCUCGGUUGUUUUCUUGGCACGCUCGUGUACGCUGUCCACCCAAUACACGUCGAAAUCGUUGGGUGGCCGUCCGCCCAGCCGUAUGCGCUCGCCAUGCUCUUUACACUGCUCUCGUUCUAUACCCACCUCGAGUCCGUCGACGCGACAAAGUCCCGACGCGUGUGGAGCAGCAUCCUGUCCGUAGGGUUGUACGUGUGCAGCGUGUUGAGCAAAAGCGCGGCGAUCCUGGCUCCCGUUGGAAUUGUCGCGAUGGACGUGGUGUUGGCCACAUCGCACGAGAAAGCGACCCACCCACCAUGGCGACACAAAGAUCUCGUGCGGCGGUGGGUGCGCUACGGAGCCUCCCAAGGCGGCUAUGUCCUUGCCAUGGCUGGCCUCGUCAGCGUGACGUGGCAUGCGAACGCAGACGGUGCCGCCGUCGACUCGGACAUCAUACACUUGACUCUGUCGGAGCGUGCCAUGAAGGUGGUGUUUGUCCUGAUGUGGCCCAUCCGCAUGUUUCUUUGGCCGACGUGUCUCCGCUUCCACUACCAGCUCCCGCCAUCGCUACACGUCCUCGACAACUCGCUCGGACUGCUCUCUGCUGCCGCCGUCGUCGCCAUCACCGUCGCAUGCCUUUCUCGAGCUCGUGCGGGGCGCUUGGACGGCCUGGCCGGUUGGAUGUUUUACAUUGCGAUGCUGCUGCCCGUGUCUGGUCUGGUCCAGCACGGCUUGAUCGUUUUAGCAGCCGAUCGAUACGCCUACUUUUCAACGAUCGUCGUUGUCGGCGCCAUCGCGGCGGUCUUCGAGUGCGUGCCGCGCUCCCAUCGCCGGUGUGCCGUCGGCGUUUGCUGCGUUGCGGCGCUGAGUCUCGCCCACGUGUCCGUCCUGCAGCUCGAGUCGUGGCGCACGUCCGAAUCGGUCUUCCAGCACGGACGAAAAGCCGAUCCGACCGACUGGCGCAUCCUGGACCGCUUGCACGAGCUGCUGCUCGAAACUCGUCCGACCGACGCCACACUAUACCUCCAACAAACGCUCGCGUACAGCCCUCGACGAGGACUGAAGGCGCAGCUUCACGUUGCCAAGUGCUACAUGCUGCUCGGUCAAACAAACGAUGCCUGUGCCAUUUACGCGGCCCUCUACGUCGACCACCCAACGUACGCCCAUGUGCUAAACAACAUGGGCGUGUGUGCAUGGAAGCACGGCCGGUUGCGCGCCGCCCGCGACUAUUUCGUCGAGGCAGCGACCCAUGGCACCGGGCUAACGCGGGGCGACACGUCGCCGCAAACAAACCUGGCUCUCGUCGACGAGUGGAAUCCGCGGACCCGCAUCGUCGCGCGCAUCAUGUGGUGAGAAUUCAUGGGCACCGGCCCACUUGUUUUUUUCAUCGCGUAUUCGAGGAACUACCCGGCGGCGCUAGUCGAGCGCGGCAAAGCACAGACUCGAGUUGGUGCCGCCAAACCCAAACGAGUUGGUCAGGACGGCACGGAUCGGCGCGACUUGGGCGACGAGGGGCACGUAAUUCAAAUCAAAUUCGGCGGUCGCAUGCGUCAAGUUGAGUGUCGGCGGCGCGAUGUUCUAGCCUCCACGGUCAUCUAUCGAAACAAACCAUGACGGCCAUGCAUGCUGACCUCGUGCAGCGCUUUGAGCGCAAAUAUGGCUUCGACGGCGCCUGCAGCCCCGAGCAAAUGGCCCACCGCCCCCUGCACCCCUUCGUCAGCACACCGUGCCGCAGCACGCACGUCGACCCGUACCUUGGUAGACGACACGCGGAGGUUGUACGCGUGCGCGCCUGUGCGUGUCAAGUUGGAUCGACG